CUGGCGGCGGGUCCUCUGGUUGGGUCCACUCGUGUGUAGUUUCCGUCGCGUCCCCGCCCCCUCCGCCAUGGGGGUCCCCAAAAGGAAGGCUCGGGGCGGCCAGGACGCAGGGGCUUCCCAUGGGGGCGCAGCCAAGCGGGCCCGCAAUGAAGAGCUCACUGGCGUCAGCUUCAAGGCUCAGCUGAGGGACCCGCAGGGCGCGGAGCGGGCCUUGGAAGCAUUUGUCUCCGCUGCCAAGAUGCUUCCACGAGAAGACAUGUACGACGUGGUGGAAGGGUACAUCAAGAUUUCUGUUGAGUGUGCAGAGAUUUUCCAGCUCCUGAGUGGGGAGAAGCGACCUGAAAGUGAAAGGUUAUUAAUAUUUCAAGUUUUCGAGGCCAUAUUACUGCGGACAGCAAGCGAUCUUUCCCAUUUUCACGUUGUGGGAACCAACAUUGUGAAAAAGCUCCUGAACAGCCACAUGAAGCUCAUCUGUGAGUCCUUGUAUGCCGCUGGCUACAGGAUGGCCCGAGCCUGCCUGAAUCUGAUGGCUGCCAUGGUGACCCAGGGUGCUGAGGCUGCCAGGGACGUCUCCAGCCAUUUUGAUUUGAAUAAAAAGACCUUGUACACGUUGGCGACCAAGAGGGACCCAAAGGGCGUACAGGACGUCCGCCUGGCCUACAUUCAGUUUGCCCUUUCCUUUUUGGUUGCUGGUGACGACAGCACCAUCGUGCAAGUGCUGGAGUUGAAAGAAUUUAUCCCUUGCAUCUUCAGCUCAGGCGUGAAAGAAGAUAGGAUCUCCACUGUCAACAUGCUGCUGUCCACCCUGAAAGCCAAGGUAGUUCACAAUAAACACAUCACGAAAACCCAGAAAGUGCGAUUCUUUACCGGGCAGCUGCUGAACCACAUAGCCUCCCUGUACAGGUGGAAUGGGAUCGUCGACGUGAGCCUGGACGAGGUCAAGGCUUCUGCUGAAGAUGCCGGCAAGACCAUGGUGAGGGAGCUUGUCCACACUUUCCUAACGGACUUGUGCUGUUCGCUCAAGCAUGGGAUUAAUUUUUAUGACGCGUCUUUGGGCACCUUCGGCAGAGGGGGAAAUCUGACGCUCCUGCACUUCCUGUUGGGUUUGAAAACGGCAGCAGACGAUGAGCUGGUAGCCGAACUCGUGGUGAACAUCCUGAAAGUGUGCCCCGACCUCCUCCACAAGUACUUCAAGGAGGUCACGUUUUCCUUUCUCCCGAGGGUGAAGUCCACCUGGACAAAUAAUGUCAAACUGUUAAACAAGAUCUAUGAAGCCCAGCCAGACAUCUCCCGGGCAUUUCAGACCAGAGAGUUCAUCCCUCUGCCGCGGCUCCUGGCGAUGGUGAUGGUGACCACUGUGCCCCUGGUGUGCAACAAGAUGAUGUUCACCCAGGCACUAAAUUUGGACAGCAAAUCCGUGAAGCAAACAGCUCUGUCCCUUCUCUGCGGCGUUUUGAAGAGAGCUUUAAAAACCAUUGACUACUGCCUGAGCGAAGAGGCCUGGCGAGGCUGGGGCGUGUACACGGCCGCCAUGAUGGAGGAGUUCGUGCGUCUCUUCAGAGAGGCCCUGAGCAAGAUUGUGCCAGAUCUCAACACCAUCGUGUGGGUCUGGCAGUCACUUGUGAAGCAAGACACGAAGCCGGAUGAUAAGAAAGGGAAGAAGAAGGGCGAGCGGACUCCUGCUGCCACUCCUGCCACCAUGGCUUCCCAGGGUGACGACGCAGAGACCAUUCUUCUGAAAGCGGCCCUGCUCCAGGUCAUAUGCCUUUACCAGAAGGUGGUGCCGCACGUGGUCACGCAGUACAACUUCGACUUCAGCAAGCUGCUGAAAGGCAUCGCCUCCGAGCAGGGCCUUCGAGAGGGGGUGCCCCCCAUCCUGCAGCACCACAUUCUGCAGGUGGCCCUGGAACUGCCUGCCAGCAAGCUGCUGUGGCUGAAGGCCCAGGAAGGCCCAGAUGCAGAGAUUAUUGGAGGAGAACGAUCUGUGUUUUAUUUGCUGAUGAAAAUGUUUGUGACCAGUGGCCACUUGCAACUCAAGUCAUCAACCAAACUCCUGAUCACAAAGGUCCUGCGGGACACGGGGGUGUUUGAGCACACCUGGAAGGAGCUGGAGCUCUGGCUGGCGCACCUGGACAGCACCGCGGGCGCGGCCCAGGAGGCCGUCAUCCAGUUCCUGGAGCACGUUUUACUGACAUUGGUGGCGAAUCCCUAUUUGUACACAGACAAAGCCUCUGACUUUGUCCAGGAAGCCAGCACGCUGCAGGCCACCUCGACGAAGCAGGACGCCGAUGACGCCAGCAUCCCCAUUUCCCACAUUGACGAUGUUCUCGAUAUGGUGGAUGUCCUGGUGGAGGGCAGCGAAGGCUUGGAUGAGGAAGUCGGAUUCUCACUGGACGAAGACACGAUCCUGCUCACGUUCCCGUUCAGUGCAGUGGUCCCUGCCGCCCUGGAAGCCAGGAAUAAGCUGCUCCUUGGGACAGAAAAUGAAGCAGGAAAAAGCGUCGUGGCCUAUCUGACUGCCGUGCUGACAGACCUCCUCCAUAGCCAGCGAGACCCCCUGGCCCUGUGUCUUCUGCUUCAGGCUUAUGAUAAGCUGGAACCCCCACUCCCGGCUUGCUGCCAUCAGCUCUCCCGCUUCAACAGCUACUACCGCCUCUGGAUCCCAGAGCCAGCCCGGGAGACCUUGGCGCUGCCGACGCUGGACGGUCUUGCCCCCCAGGACCCACCGGCCUCUUCCUUCUCGGCCCUGCUGCAGGGGGCCUAUGAGCGUGAGGGGGCCCUCCUGGAUGAGGGUGUCCAGGCGCAGCUGCUGGCUGCCCUCCCGCGCCUCCCCAUGCACCAGGUCCCCCUGGCCGCGAAACACGUGCUGCUGUAUCUCCGGAGCACCGUGGGGAACUUCCGCCAGCUGGGCAGAAGUGCGGGGCCGGCCAUGCUGCAGCUCCUCCUGGGCCUCCUGAGACGCCUGGUCGUGCACUGUGAGGAGCUGGAUGCCCGGAACCAGCAGGAAUGCCAGGCCGCCCAGGCCGAAUCUCACCUCUUUUUGGACCUGGAGUCCGUGGCCUCGCUGGAGUUGGCCGGUGACAAGACGCUGGAGGAGGUGCUGGCGGUCAUCCUCCGACACCCCACGCUGGAGGGCUGGUUCCUGGCCCUGGAGCAGCAGGCCCUCCCAGCGCACACGCUCAGCCCCGUCCUUGUGAAGCUCCUGGCCGCCCACUUCAGUGCUGGUGUCCUGCAGCUGCUGAUGGCCAGCGCCCCAAUCCUCCGUCGCCUCGGCCAGCUGGGCCUGCUGGCCAAGUACUCGGAGGCCAUCACCCGGAGUGUGUUGAAAGAGCUUCGGAGCAGGAGGGCAGGCCCAGCCACUUGGCCCUCAAAGACCCUCCCACAGCUGGAGGCCCUGCAGGGCCUUCAUUUGUAUCUAGAGGGCGCUCAGCUCCGCGAGGUCACCCUGACCCUGCUGAAACUGCCCGAGGCCCAGCUGGUGUCCCAGCAAGCCGCGAAGUCUCCCGAGAAGAAGAGGCGCCUGAAUGCUUUCGGGGAGACCCUGGUCCAGCUGUUGACCAGCAGCCCCCGGGACCAGCUGCAGAGCGGCGCGCUUCUCUGGGCCUCUGAGUAUGUGAGAGGCCUGGGUGCUUUGCUCCCGGCGCUGGCGGUGGACGAGCUGGACACUGUGUUCCUCCACACUCUGCAGAGAGAGCCCGUGUUGGCCCCCGUGGUCGGGGUCAGCUUGCUCGACUACUGCGUGGCCCGGCGCACACCCGCCACCCUGGGCGUCGCCGCGCUGCUCCUCCAGCACAGCUGCACCCACCUGCUGCGGUUCGAGCUGUGGUGUGGGCAGGCGGGCUCCGGGCGCUGCCUGCAGGAGGACCUGGACGGCUUCCUGCCACUGGUGCACGUGUACCUCCAAGGCAGGACGCGGGAACCCCGCACACGUCCCGCAGCAGUGCCCUCCGCUGUCAUCCCGGUCUUGAGGAAGGCCCUGUGGAGGCGGCUGCAGACUGCACUUGUCAGUGCCAGCGGGCCCCCGGGGUCUGGGCUAUACCAGGAGAUCCUGGCCCAGCUGGUCCCGUUUGCAAGAGCCAAGGACAUCGGUGUCCUCAAAGACCACCUGCCCGGCUUGCUUCGGACGCCCGACGGUGUCAGGAGCUGGGUCGUGGCUGACUCUGUCUCUGCUGUCCUGGAGGGGUCGGCAGAAGAGCUGCGUGCCUGGAAAAAGGUUCUGCUGGAGUCCUGUGUGAGGUGGCUGGUGGCUGCUUUCAGUGAAGGCCCGCAGGAGGCCGACAGCGCCCGAGGGCAUGAGAAGCAAAUGCUGCUGAGAUUUAACGAACUCUUGAAUUCUCUUCAGGAAGUUGAUCCUGAGGACUGGCAGAAGUUUGUGAAGACUGGGCUCAAAUUUCGCUAUCAGGACCACGCGUUCCUGCAGGCCCUCCACGCCGCCCUUCAGCUGCUCUACCUCCCGGAAAACUCUGUGGGCGCCAGGCUGGUCCCGCUGCCUGUGUUCCACAUGAUGCUCACCCAGCAUUCUCUGUUCUUGCCAACGCUGCUGACGUCCGAACAAGAGGAAGAUGCAGACAGUCGCGUGAAAGAGGCGCUGGUGGACCUCAUGUCGGCGGUGGUGAGGAUGUGCCCCGCAGUCUGUGAGAGCAGCCACUUCGCCGUGCUCCUGGGGGCCUACGGCGCCUCCCUCAGCGUCCUGGACCAGAAGAUUUUGCUUCUCCUCCGGGCAUAUGAACAGAACCACCUCAGCCUCAUCAACUUCAGAGUGCUGCUGUGGGGCCCGGCGGCUGUGGAGCAUCACAAGACGUGCAGGAGCCUGGGCAAGUCGCUGUGGCAGGAGCCGAGCCCCGGGGACAUCCUCCGCUUGCUGGAUCAGGACCGGAUGAUGAAGACCAUCCUCCACUUCCCGCAGAACCGCAGGCUGCUGGCCCCUGAGGGUGCGCAGGAGCCGCUAUUUACAGAUGAGAGAAUAGCGGAUCUCGACCGCCUCUAUGACCCCUGCUUUCUCCUUCACCUCUUCAGUGAAUUGACCAGGCCAGAAUUUGUGGUGGAUUGUCGAAAGUUUUUGGACUCAAAUGCUCUGGGCCUCACAUUUGCGGCCCUCAGCAGCUACGACCCCCAGAUGCGAGCCACGGCCUACUACGUGCUGGCCGCCUACUACUCGCACUUGGAGGGGGCGCGUUUCCGAGAGCAGGCCCAGCUACUUUACCUGUUGGAUGUAGUCAGGAACGGGAUCCGGACUCCAAACAUGAGACUCACCUUUACCUUAAGUCUCUUCAUCGCCAAAGUGGCCCUGCAGAUUUUGAAACCAGAGGAGCACAUGUACCUGAAGGUCAGCAAGUUCCUGCUGUCGCACGAGUACUUGAAUAUGAGCAAAAUCCCAGGCUUCUACCAGUUCUUCUACAGCUCCGACUUCGAGCAAAAAGCAGAGCAGGAGUGGGUGCUCGAAGUCCUGCGGCAGGGCAUUCGCGACAAGCACUGCUACGAGCUGUACUCCCGGCGCGGCGUCUUCCACGUCCUCCUGUCCUUCUUCAGCAGCCCCUUGUGCGAUGACGUGGCGCAGAAUUGGAUCCUGGAAAUUCUCCAGAAUGCUGCCCAGGAUACCAAGUCUGCAUACGCGCUCCUACGAGACUACAGCCUCUUAACGUGGGUCUUACACAUCCUGGAGAGCAGGUUCCUGGAGACCCCGCUGCUGUCUAACAUCAUCUCCUUGCUGCACACGCUGUGGGUGACCAACCUGGGAGACAAGGCGCUGGAGAGCCAGCCUCCCCACGGGCCCGCGCCCCAGGAGCCCCCGAAGCUGCUGGCCCUGCACCUGGUGGACGAGUUCCUUUACGUGCUCGUUGCGCUCACGAGGCACCUGAGGCCCGCCUUGGCCCCCGCCCAGCUGACCAGCUUCUUUGGGGCCCUUGACGCGGCGCUGAGGUACCGGGCCACCGUCCUGCGGGCCUUCAAGGACAUGAACCGCUUCACAGUGAACGAGACAGUGCUGUCCACCAAGGACGUGCUCGUCCUGUUGCACAAAUGGAGCCUCCUCGCGAGAGACGUCAGGCUCCAGGAAGACCUUCGCGCAGCCGUCGAGAAGCACCCAGUCAAGGAGCUUCUGAAAAUGUUCAAGGAGAAGAGCAAGCCUGCCGCUCCGGCCCGCGCCAGAGGCCCGCGGGGCCGAAGGAGGCGGCCUGAGGAGGCAGAAGCGGCGGCCGAGCCUGAGCUGCAGGCCUCCAGCCUGGAGACGUGCAGGGGCCUCCUGCGGUCCAUACUGACUCACUGGGCGCCGGUGUGCCCCAGCCCUGACCUGGCUCCGCGGCGCACCGGCGAGCCCGAGGGAGGCGCCCGGGGCCCCGCGCACGCCGCCGCCUCUCUGGCGGUCAGCUGGGCGCUGCGGUCCGUGGCCGGGUGCCCGCUCCGCACGUCGGAGGCCGCAGGACUCCUCGGCUGGCUUAGGAGCCACGUGCUGCCGCGGCCGGCCCUGGCGGCCGCCCUGCUCGGGGACCAGGACGCGAGGAGCAGCUUGUUCCGGCUGCACAGCCAGCUCUGUGCGGCCGAGGGGCUGGCGGGGCCCCAGCUGACAGCGGCCUGCCUGUGCAGCACCGUCAUGCUGCAGACGCUGGCGGCCCAGGGCCCGGCGGGGAGCCCCUUCCGGCAGGCGGUCGAGGCGCUGUGCCGCCGCUCUCUGGAGGAGGAAGAGGAGGAGGCCACGCGAGCCGCCGCGGCCUUCCUGGUGUCCCUGUACGUUAAGGACGCCUGGCUGGGGGCCCAGCAUCCGGGCACACUCCUGAGCCACGUCCGGAUGACCUGUGACGCUGCAGAAGCCGAGCUGCGAGGUGGCAGAGAGGAGGCCAUCGUCCUGCUGUGCAGGGACCUCGCGGCCUCGACCUCAGAAGCCUGAGGCCCGCCCACCGCCCUCGCCGCCAGGUUCCGGGAGGCUGAGUCGCGGCUUCUGGGAGGCGCGUGGCGAGAGGGCUGCGCGAGACCCGGUUCCCUGAGCAGAAGAGCUGGCCGUUGAAGCGACCGAGGUGCGACGAGCUCAAGGGAGUGCCUACAGGGUAGGCCGUGUGGGGGCGGCCGCACCCCUCAGCCUCAGGUGGGCGGGAGCCACCUCCUGUCGUCAGAGGUGCAGAGGUGCCGCUCUCGGGUUCCCGGUGCGAAGCGAGAUGCAAGAACGUGAAGAGAAGUUGCGACGAAGCUUGGAGAUUAGGCUUCCAUCCAUGCGCGCUCAUUGUUUACUGAAUGGAAGUUGUGUUACUGAAAUCCCAAAGACGGGAUCCAGUUUGACUUCUUUUUUCUUGUAUUUUUUUAAAGCUGUGUUUUAAAGAGGGGUAUUUGAGUUGUACAACUUCUU
Molecule: messenger RNA, 7336 nt
Organism: Condylura cristata (star-nosed mole)
Lineage: Eukaryota; Metazoa; Chordata; Mammalia; Eulipotyphla; Talpidae
Gene: URB1
Product: URB1 ribosome biogenesis 1 homolog (S. cerevisiae)
Exons: 39
Coding region: 68-6883 (2271 amino acids)
Biological process (GO): maturation of LSU-rRNA from tricistronic rRNA transcript (SSU-rRNA, 5.8S rRNA, LSU-rRNA); maturation of 5.8S rRNA from tricistronic rRNA transcript (SSU-rRNA, 5.8S rRNA, LSU-rRNA)
Cellular component (GO): nucleolus
Source: RefSeq, a predicted model, not a curated record